Messenger RNA from Suillus bovinus, 479 nucleotides. RefSeq lists its product as uncharacterized. The record is from RefSeq and is a predicted model, not a curated record. The coding region runs from base 32 to 262 and encodes 76 amino acids. The transcript has a single exon. NCBI's taxonomy places the organism in Eukaryota, Fungi, Basidiomycota, Agaricomycetes, Boletales, Suillaceae.
UCGAUCCUUCAUCACAUCCUCACAAGUGACGAUGCGUAUCUUGUUUGUCCUUGCCGUUGUUGUUGCUUUGACAACAUCUAUAUCUGCCAGUGACACCGUCACGGUGACUGAAAGCGACAGUUGUGUCUUCUGGUGCGCCUUCAAUUGGGGUUGUACACUUGUUGAAGGUUGCCCCCACCGGACUUGCGUGAGUAUGAGUAGUUUGCAUCCAUACUUAAUUGCAUGGCUUACCAGCUGGCAGUAUCUCUUUGUAUGCAGCUAGUGCGGUAGUGAGUCGUAUUUUUGUUUUCACAUCGGCGCAGUAAGGUUGAUGGCACGACGCGUGGGUUACCAGUAGUGUCACGGUGUUGACGGGUUGAUCAACGGAUUUGCAAUUUUAUGACCGCUUGAGCAAUAAAGAUAUCUUGGAAUAGAGGAUUCGCAGAAUGAUGUGUUACAUUUCGAGAGUUACCGAGAACGGUCGGAGAGGUAGUAGUCAA